ACCGAUGGCGGCGGCCGCGCUGAGGAACCCGGCUCAGGUUCCCCUGACUACAGAUGCACUUCCAGGCUUCACACAGGGCUCUGUGACCUUUGAGGACGUGGCCAUUUACUUCUCCCAGGAAGAGUGGGGGCUCCUUGAUGAGGCUCAGAGGCUCCUGUACCACGAUGUGAUGCUGGAGAACUUUGCACUUAUAUCCUCACUGGUUUGUUGGCAUGGAACAGAGGACGAAGAGACACCUUCUGCGGAGAGCAUUUCUGUAGAAAGACUGUCACAGGUCAGGACUCCGAAGGCAGGUCCGUCCACCCAGAAUACUCACCCCUGUGAGACAUGUGUCCCAAUCCUGACAGACAUUUUGCACCCGGCUGAUCUGCCUGGGCAAAAACUAUACUUGAUUGGGGCAUGUGCGACCUUUCGCCAGGAUCAGAAGCAUUACAGUGCUGAGAAACUCUUGAAAAGCGACGUGAACAAGCCCUUGUUUGUGAAGCGUUACCUAUUCCAUGUGUCAGGGAAGCCCUUCACCAGUAAGGAGUUUGGGCAGGACCUCCCAGCCACACUUGGCCUUCUCCAGCCCCAGGCCAUUCCCAACUGUGAGAAGCCAGAGAAAAUCAUCGAGUAUGAGGAGGCCUUUCACACUGGAACAAGUCAUUACAAGUGGGGUGAAUGCAGAAAAGCUACUAACCACAAACAUACUUUUGUUCACCCAAGAGUCUAUGCUGGAAAAAGCCUUUAUGAAUCUAGCAAAUGUGGGAAAGCCUACCGCUGUGAGUACUCAAUUGUUCAGCUCCAGAGAGUCCACAAUGGAGAAAGGCCGUACGAAUGCAGUGUAUGUGGGAAAUGUUUUAGCCAAACCUCCCACCUAAAUGACCAUCAGAGAAUCCACACUGGAGAAAGGCCUUAUGUGUGUGGUCAGUGUGGGAAAUCAUUCAGCCAAAGAGCUACCCUCAUUAAACAUCACAGAGUUCACACCGGAGAAAGGCCUUAUGAAUGUGGUGAAUGUGGGAAAUCGUUUAGCCAGAGUUCCAAUCUUAUUGAACACUGCAGAAUUCACACUGGAGAAAGGCCUUAUGAGUGCGAUGAAUGUGGAAAAGCCUUUGGGUCCAAAUCCACUCUUGUUCGGCACCAGAGAACUCACACAGGAGAAAAGCCUUAUGAAUGUGGUGAAUGUGGGAAAUUCUUUACACAGAGCCACAGCCUUCUGGAACACCAGAUAAUUCACACUGGAGCAAGGCCGUAUGAGUGUGGCCAGUGUGGGAAAUCAUUUAGCCUAAAAUAUGGCCUCAUUCAGCACCAGUUAAUUCACAGUGGAGCUAGGCCUUUUGAGUGUGACCAGUGUGGAAAAUCAUUUAGCCAAAGAACCACCCUCAAUAAACACUACAAAGUUCACACUGCAGAAAGACCUUAUGUGUGCGGGGAAUGUGGGAAAGCUUUUAUGUUCAAAUCUAAACUUGUUCGGCACCAGAGAACUCACACUGGAGAAAGGCCUUUUGAGUGCAGUGAAUGUGGGAAAUUUUUUAGACAAAGCUAUACCCUUGUUGAACACCAGAAAAUUCACACUGGAUUAAGGCCGUAUGACUGUGGCCAGUGUGGAAAAUCGUUUAUCCAAAAGUCUGGCCUCAUUCAACACCAGGUGGUUCACACUGGAGAAAGACCUUAUGAGUGUGGCAAAUGUGGGAAAUCCUUUACACAACACUCUGGCCUCAUUCUCCACCGAAAAUCUCACACUGUGGAGAGGCCCCAUUAAGAGAGCAAAUGUGGAAAAGGCUUCAG
This is a messenger RNA of Propithecus coquereli (Coquerel's sifaka), 1767 nucleotides long. Its product is annotated as zinc finger protein 416-like. Gene Ontology annotation, biological process: regulation of transcription by RNA polymerase II. The transcript has 4 exons. The record is from RefSeq and is a predicted model, not a curated record. Gene Ontology annotation, molecular function: DNA-binding transcription factor activity; RNA polymerase II cis-regulatory region sequence-specific DNA binding. The coding region runs from base 5 to 1741 and encodes 578 amino acids. Lineage: Eukaryota; Metazoa; Chordata; Mammalia; Primates; Indriidae.